UGUGGGGGCCCGGGUGUACUGUGCUCUAGUGCAUAGUGCAUGCAGUGAUUCGUUGCAUGUAGUACGCAUGUAAACAAGACCGCAACGUGUCACACGCACACUCUCACGACGUAGGACUCGGAGCGGUAGCUAGAGUAGAUAACUAUUUCGUCUGCAUUACAACUCAAUCCUGAAUUGUUUCUAAAUGGCUAGAUUUCGAACCAAAAGAUGUGUCCUUUUCGUUACCGUUACUGUGGUGGUAGUUUUUAUGUUGAGGACGUUUUUAAUGGCGGGUGAGAUGUCAGGGAAUGCCAAUGGAAGCAAGAACAACCAACCCAAUCAGGCAAACAAACUGAAAAUUGCCGAUCUGGCCCAUGAUUCCCAAGCAGCUGGUAUUGAUCGCCCACCAAUGCACAAAGACACUCACAGCUUUCAGUUACCAGCUCAUCAAGGGGCUUCCUUGAAGAAUAUACCUGGGAAUUAUGAGCCUGACAUACCCCCUCCCCGUGAUGGACCGGGCGAGAAUGGGGUUCCGGUCAGAACCGGUGCAGGCGAGAAAGAGGCGGUGGAGAGAGGUAUAAGGGAGUACGGUUUUAAUCAAUAUGUCAGUGAUAAGAUAUCAUUGGACCGGAACAUACCAGAUCUAAGAAAUGCCCAAUGCAAGUAUUGGCAUUAUCCUGAGAAGUUACCAACCACCAGCGUCAUCAUAGUAUUCCACAACGAGGGCUGGUCUACGCUACUCAGAACUGUACAUAGUGUGUUCAAUCGAUCUCCACCACAACUCCUUCAUGAAAUCAUACUAGUAGAUGAUGCAAGCACUAAAGAGCAUGUGAAGAAGAAGCUAGACGAUUACGCCCUGUCUGCGCGGUUCAGUGGUAAACUGAAAAUUGUGCGGAAUGAGAAGCGUGAAGGGUUGAUCCGGACACGCAUCAAUGGAGCCAAAGCCGCAACGGGGGAUGUUCUGCUAUGGUUGGAUGCACACUGCGAGGUUGGAAUUAACUGGUUGGCUCCUCUGCUCACCCCGAUAGCACUCAAUAGAACAACAGCUGUGUGUCCCGUCAUCGACGUUAUCGACAACCAGAAUUACAAAGUCUAUCCGCAAGGAACGGGAGACCAAGAUCGAGGAGGGUUUGACUGGAGUCUGUACUGGAAACAUUUUCCCAUCCCAGAGUUUGAGCGAAAGAGAAGACGCUAUGAGACAGAGCCAUACAGAUCACCAGCAAUGGCCGGCGGUCUGUUUGCCAUGGACAGAGAGUUCUUCUUUGAGCUUGGAGCCUACGAUGAUGGCCUGGAAAUCUGGGGCGGGGAAAACUUUGAACUCUCUUUUAAGCUGUGGAUGUGCGGGGGGUCCCUUCUGUGGAUACCUUGUUCCCGUGUUGGUCAUGUGUAUCGGAUUCAUGGUAAGGUGCCCUAUUCAUCUCCAGGUGGAAGCAUGAUGAUGCUUAGCGAGAGGAAUCUGAAGCGUGUGGUGGAAGUCUGGUUCGACGAGUACAAAGAGUAUUUCUACCGCAGUAAGCCAGAGGCCCUGCUGGUCUCUGCAGGAAAUAUAGACAAACAGCUUGAGUUCCGUCGUCAGAAGAAGUGUCGAUCGUUCUCUUGGUAUAUGAGUGAGAUUGCGCCAGAUAUUGUGGAGAAGUUUCCUCUACCUGCAGCUAAUAUACAAUGGGGCGAGGUAAGAGUAGCCGGGGGUCAUGUCUGUGUGGAUUCAAUGGGUCAGAAAGAUGGCGGUAAGGUCGGUAUGUCGUACUGCCACGGUGCUGGAGGCAAUCAACUCUUUAGAGUAACGCAAGACGGCCAGUUUCGUAUUCAUGAUCAAUGUGCCUAUAAAUCAUCAUCAGAUGUCAGGUUACGACGGUGCGACUCUACGAGGUAUCAGUGGGUUUACAAUUUGAACACACAAACAUUAUACUUGGAGGAUCUACACGAAUGUUUAGAUCAUAGACCAGCCACCAAAGAAGUUUAUAUGACAGCGUGUGUACCAGACAAAAAAACACAACAGUGGGAAAUAUCAUCAAAGGGACUCAAACAUCAUUGACACAUAUCAUCUUCAUUUAUUUUGCUUUUCUUAAAUUUGUCUUGGAUUUUGUAUCCAAGCCAAGGACAUCUUGGAGGUAAACUGUUGUGUGAGUAAACAGAACAGUGUUAAGGUUUGGCGACUGUAACCAAGGGCCCGAUUUCAUAGAGCUGCUUACUAGAGUAGGCUAAGGUUAUCAGCCAACAUACUAUUUCACAUGUCCCAUUGACUGGUAUCUUACUCACUUUUGCUUAGCAGAACAAUUUUAAGCAAUAUUUACUGCUUAAACACAGUACUAAGACAUCUAUAACCAUGCCUUUUUACAUUUGAACAUGCAAUAAAAGAGAUGAAACAGCAUUAGUAUUUCAAACAGCAACAACGAAAUCAAAAUUUUAAAACUCGCACAUGUAUGCUUUUAAGGUGACUUGGGUGUGAUCCCUGGCUUUAUGGCAGUAACAGGUUGAUGGGCUUCUGACUGGCACCCCCGAACAAAGAUAAUGAUAAAAUAGGGUGAUCACCAACGUUAGGGAUAGAUGGCUUAAAUGGUAAAGCUUGGCACGUUAAUCUGGAGUCAAGCUCAGUAAAUUUUCUGUUGUUCACUUUAAAAUGUAAAUGUAAAAUUGGUACAGAGAGUCGCCCUGAAAUUUGUUUACCUCUGAAAUAUUCUAAUGGCUGAAUGAUGGAAGUGUGAUAUCUGUGUCCUUGAGCAAGACAAUAACCUUAAUUGCUCCUCUUCACCAAGGUGUAUCCUGAGGGAGUUGAGAAAGUUUGAGGAAUGGUCCAAGUAUGCCUGACGAGCAGGGAUAAUAAUGUUGUAAAGGGCCUUGAUGUAUUUGGAUAUGUGGGCUCUUUAAGAAUCCAAUAUUAUUCUCAUUUUAUUAUCUGUACAUGUACAUGUAGACCCUUUGCACUACGUGCAGUGCACUCACAUGCGCCUAUCCUGUUGGCCAUUUAAGGGAGUCAAAAUGGAGCACAAAAAUGCACAAACGAUUUGACUCGCUCUAGUUCUAUUAUAAAAUUCUUUUAUUUCCAUGGAGAGCUACAUAUUCAUAUUAAGAGAUGGUAUUUCAAAUUCAAGAUGUAACCUAUUUCAUUUAUUGUCUAUUUUACUUUAUUAUAUUUUAACAAUAAAUUAUAAACGAUUUGAGAUCCAUCAAACACAGGAUCAAGGUUUUAGAAAAAUAUUGUUCAGUUUUAUUUUUUUAAAGACCUAAUUUAACAUAAAGUUUUGGUAAGUAGUAAGUACAAUUUGCUAGCGAGUCCAUCCAUGGUUUGGAUUUGGAAUAAAGUCAGAAUAGAAUUGGGAAUUUUUAUUAGUUUGUUUAAAAUCGAGUUUUUGCAUUUUGAUAGGUCACUGAAUAUGUCCAUGUGGCAGACAAGUUUUUCAUUAGCUGUCUGAAGUUACAAUGGGUUUUACACCACUCGUAAUGCAUUAUGGCAUUUUGCUGUAUUAGCAGGCUUUAGUUCAUUUGUAUUAUAAAUCUUCAAAAGUUAGCACUUGUACACCAUACAUAUUUUGUCUCGCCAGUGCAAAAAACAUUGUUUCAAAAUGCAAAAGUGUUUGAUGACAUCGCGUUUCAAAUAUAUAGCCUACAUUUUUUUACAGAGAAUUUUGAGGUGAUAGAUGGUAAAUUUGCAUCGUGUUAACUCACAUUAGUGUAUAUGGGUAAAACCAGAAUGAAUAUAAUUUUAAGUUCAUUCUGUAAUUUUGAUGAUAUUAAGUCAAAGCAUUAUUGAAUUUGACCUUUUGACUUGUGCAACAAAAACCCUCUUUGAAAUGUUAUUAUGUUGAUUGACUUUGUGUUCGUUUUAAAGUUUGCUCUGAAAGAGUAGCAUGUAUGGCAUUUUAACAUGUGGUUCGAAACAGAGCUUGAACAGAGAGAUUUGUACACAUCAGCCCAAAAGAUGAAGAAAUAGAAUCUUACAUUUCGUAGAGUCUGGUUUUCUAUCAACUUUCAAUGUGAAGAAAGGGGGCAGAUCUCAAAACGUCCUCAGCUGUGACUUUUAGAACCUUGGAUUAAUGGAAAUUAAUAACACAAAAUGUAGAAGUUCUUGUAUGACCAGUGCAGCAUCUUGCCUGCCAGGGAAAUGUCCUUGAAAGUAACUUUUUUGUGAACAAAGGUAACAUGGACUAUAGCUGUACUAUAGUUUUUUAGCUUAUCAGCAGCUGAAAUGCUAGGAUUAAUCCUAUCUCGAGUUAGGAAAAAUAACUAGUCGUAACUUAGGAUUAAUCAUAAAGUUUACAUGUUACAGUGAAAAACUGAGACUCGGCCUAAGAUUAAUCCCAAGUGAGGAGGAGUUUGUUGAAAUUGAUGGCUGGAACCUCAAAAUAGAACAUUAUUUGGCUCUUUGGUGUUUGAAACCCUUUGGUAAUUGUGAAGCAAAUCAGAUAAUGGUUAUGGCCCUUGUGUUUGGAGUUAACUAUUGCUUGGAUACUCAUUUGAAAGUUCUGUUAACGUGUAUACAUUAUUUAUAGAAAUGUGACAUAACAAUACUUUAUACAAACCACUGUGUAAAUAUUAUCUUAGGAAUGUUGAAGGUAUGUGUAAAUAUUAAAUAUUUUGUAUACAGCAUUAAAAUUUUUCCUGCCAAUUCCCAUUUGGCAAAACAAAAUCUUUGUAUUUUUAAUUCAGUACAGGUCUUUUACUCAAAGGGUUUGUUUUUCAUUAGGAGACUUUUUAGUAAUGGCGGCAGAUAUAACGGGACUUUUUUGCAGUUCUGAGCGCGCAUGCUCAGUAUUGCGCACGUAGGUCUGAGCAUGCGCAAUACUGUUAAAAAGGACUGUCUAAGAGUUCCAUUGAUCAAUUGUGAAUGAUACAGAACUUGAAUGAUUAGUCAACAUUUGGUCUUUAUACAGAAAGAAAGAGUGCUACUGCAUUCAAUUAAACUCAGUGACAGGAAACAAGAUUGCAUUUUUAAUAAAUAUUUAUUUUAUUUCCACAUACAUGUGUCUAUAUAAGUAAAUGCAGGAGAGCAACAGACUUUAAACGACUCAAAAAUAUAUUUUUUACAAAGAUACAAGUAGCAAUUUAAUAUACUUGUGGACAAGUCAUUAAAUGUCUGUCACAUUGAGAGCGAAACAGCUCUCAAAACUAAUUCUUGGAGACUGCUGCUCUGCGCAAUAUUACUAUUCUCAUCAGGACUACUGCUUCCAUUUAACUAUUAAAUGAGAGCAGUAGUCGUGAGAACAGUAGACAUGAGAGCAUUAGUCUUGUGAGAGCCAUUUUGCUGUCACAGUGACUUGUCCACAAGUUUAAGUAGUAAUUGAUACUUAAUUUAGAUUAGAGAUGUUAAUCAAAGUCUAUUGGUGAGCUUGCUUACGGGCAAAAUCAAACAAAGACAACUCUUUAGCAGACAAUAUUUCAUCCAAGACAAAUUCUUGGUUUUGAAAAGAGUCAGUGGUGAGACAGGCAUUGACCAAAAUAAAGUUCCUAUCACUUGUGUAAAUUUGUUUUGCACAUUAUUGUCCAGCUAAACAUUUUUUUCAUCACAUUUGGACUAAAUUCCAUGAAAUUGCUUUCCAACGAAUACCGCGCUUACUAACCAAAGAAUCAUGCCUUAUACAGGGUGCCAUAAGCAUAAAUUUCGCUGAUGUGUUGAUAUUGUAAAACAAAACAUAUUUUACCAAUGCUGCACAAUCACUUCCCUCCACUGAUAAAAAAUUAUUAAUGAUUAUACAAAAAUUGAUCAAUUAUCAAACUGAAGAAUAUGCUUUUAUAACAUGACUAAAAUAGUACCAAAUUUAUAUUGUUUAUUUACAAUGAAACAAUGAAAUAUAAUUAAAUUUGUAAAUAACUACCUCGUACAAAACUUGUCAGACAUUGAAGUUUUGAAAUAAUAACCAAUUUUGGGUGAGGCUUCACCUAGAAGAGGCGUGCGUGCAGCCCUGUCUCCUUUAAAUUCAGAUGCUUGACAUAACUGCAACUGAUUUGCCAAGUCUGUUUAUUUAAAACGAAUGACUUAUACAUCGGCUACUCUGUUGUGUGUAAAAUGUGUUUCAUAAGACCAACAGAAACUAAAGUUAUUCCUUCCUGCUAAGAUUUCAAUUGAUGGAUCCAUACGAAUGGAAUUAACAAUUUUGAGGGCUCAAUUUGUUUCGUGGGUUUCAACUUCAGGCAUGCCUUAAAAACUAUCUCUACUCCAUGGGAGUUUGCAAACCCUGGCUGAAAUGUGCAUAUAAGUCACCACAUUUGACCAGACUAGGUAACUCCACAUUCUGUCGCCAUGGAAGGCCCCAAACUUGGGUCCACUCCACCGUGGACCAUAGGGGCACCCAAAACAUGGGUCCACUGGGGGAGGGGGGGGGGGAGAUCCUGGGACCCCAAACUUGGGUCCACUGGGGGAAUCCUGGGACCCCAAACUUGGGUCCACUGGGGGACAAGAUACCAGCAAAACGGUCUGUGUUCAGACAAGCUCAAUUUAGAAAGAGAACCUUAUAUUGUUGUAGCUUUAUAUACACAAUAUUCAAGUCAA
Asterias rubens (European starfish) is the source of this 6466-nucleotide messenger RNA. Its product is annotated as N-acetylgalactosaminyltransferase 7-like. The record is from RefSeq and is a predicted model, not a curated record. The transcript has 10 exons. NCBI's taxonomy places the organism in Eukaryota, Metazoa, Echinodermata, Asteroidea, Forcipulatida, Asteriidae. The coding region runs from base 185 to 2014 and encodes 609 amino acids. Gene Ontology annotation, cellular component: Golgi apparatus.